GCAUUUUUGAGGCAAAUGAAAGAGCAAGUGAUCUUACUAGACCUAUGGGAGAGCUCAUUUGCAAUGCAUGUUAAGAAUUGCCAUGGAAGAGAAGGGGAUAGAUUAUGAGUCCAAGCAAGAGGACUUUUUUGACAAGAGCCGUCUACUUCUAGAGAUGAACCCAAUACACAAAAAAGUACCAGUUUUGGUUCACAAUGGAAGACCCAUUUGUGAAUUGCUCAUCAUUCUCCAGUACAUGGAUGAAGUUUGGGAUCAUAAAGCACCUCUGCUUCCCAGUGAUCCUUAUCAGCAAUCACAGGCCGGGUUCCGGCCUAACUACUCUGAUAAAAAAAUAUAUGAGACGGGGAGAAGGAUAUGUACAGCAAAACAGGACCAGGAGGAAGCAAAGAAGCAGUUCAUAGGAUGCCUGGAAACAUUGGAAGGAGAGCUUGGAAACAAGUUCUACUUCGGAGGAGAGAGCUCCAGGCUUGUGGAUGUGGUACUGUUGCCAUAUACCAGCUGGUUUUACACAUAUGAGACCUUUGGGAAUUUCAAGAUAGAGGAAAAGUGCCCCAAGAUUAUUGCAUGGGCCAACAGAUGCAAAGAAAGAAAGUCUGUCUCAAAAAAUCUUGCUGAUCUUCAGAAGAUAUAUGACUUUAUGUUGCAGUACCAGAGGAGGACUAGGGUAGUGUAAACAAUCAACCACAAAAACUGCAGAUCUAUCUAUCAAAACAAAAUGCACCAAAUAUAAAGUUUUCUUUUUGCUAUUCCCCUGUAUGAUUAAACCAUCCAGCAUGUUACUGCUAAAUUCCACUGAAAACAGUAGAAUAUGUAUUAACAGCACAUACGAAAUAAAUGAAACAUAACUUU
Molecule: messenger RNA, 849 nt
Organism: Rubroshorea leprosula
Lineage: Eukaryota; Viridiplantae; Streptophyta; Magnoliopsida; Malvales; Dipterocarpaceae
Source: the annotation of a GenBank genome assembly